AUGACUGUGCUCAUCAACAACUGCGUUUCAACCGUCAAGCUGCAAGGGAAGUACAGGGACAACACAACAAGGGACGAGGCAACUUUUGUGCAGGAAGAUGGUGAGUACUCCUCCGCUAGUGAUUUGGAUGAAGAGACACAAGACAUGCUUGCUACUAAUAAUGUAGGUGACACUAAGGAGCAUGACACAGAGGCGAUACAUACUAAUGCUGAGAUGGCAGAGUACCCAAGCCUUGACAAGGUGGUGAACCCGCUGUUCGAGAAGAGGCCGAAGCAGUUCGGCAUUGGUGGCGCCCUGCUGCCAAAGAAGGACCUCCACCGGUUCGUCAAGUGGCCCAAGGUCAUGCGCAUCCAGCGCCAGCGCCGCAUCCUCAAGCAGUGCCUCAAGGUGCCCCAGGCGCUCCACGAGUUCACCCGCACCCUCGACAAGAACCUCGCUAAGUGA
Aegilops tauschii subsp. strangulata is the source of this 444-nucleotide messenger RNA. The record is from RefSeq and is a predicted model, not a curated record. Lineage: Eukaryota; Viridiplantae; Streptophyta; Magnoliopsida; Poales; Poaceae.